AUGCCCCAUUUCACCGUGUGGCACAUGGACAUGCCUCUCUGGUUUCAGCUGCAGUGCUAUGGAGGGGCUGCCUUCUGGGACACCCUCAGCACCUCGCCACAGAACUACCGGAAAGGCUUUAAGGGCCAAGGUGGGCUGGGCCUGGGGGGCGCCGGCGGGGAACGGCCCCGGCCUCAGCGCCCCCCGGAGCCGGCCCCACGCCCCAUGAGGAUGGGCGCCCAGGACGCAGGACUGCUGCUCCGCUUGUGGGGCAAGCUCCGCGGGUGGGUGCAGAGCCGCGAGGCGUGGACGCAGAGCCGCGACGAGGAGCACCUGAGGCAGCAGCAGAGGAUCUGGGAGUCCCCGCUCCUUCUGGCUGCCAAGGAAAAUGAUGUCCAGGUGUUGGCCAAGCUCAUCAAGUAUGAGGCCUGUGAACUACAUCAGAGGGGAGCCCUGGGGGAAACAGCACUGCACGUGGCUGCCCUCUAUGACAACCUGGAAGCCUCCCUGCUGCUGAUGGAGGCUGCCCCCGAGUUGGUCCGGGAGCCCAUGGUAUCCGAGCUGUAUGAGGGUCAGACUGCGCUGCACAUCGCUGUUGUGAACCAGAAUGUGAACUUGGUACGAGCUUUGCUCGCGCAUGGGGCCAGCGUCUCAGCGAGAGCCACAGGGGCUGCCUUCCGCCGCAGCCCCCGCAACCUCAUCUACUUUGGGGAGCACCCGCUGUCCUUUGCCGCCUGCGUGGGCAGUGAGGAGAUUGUGCGACUGCUCAUUGAGCACGGAGCUGAUAUCCGCGCCCAGGAUGCCCUGGGAAACACCGUGCUGCACAUCCUCACCCUCCAGCCCAACAAGACCUUCGCCUGCCAGAUGUACAACCUGCUGCUGUCCUAUGAUGGACGUGGGGGUGACUCCCUGCAGUCACUGGACCUCAUGCCCAACCACCAGGGCCUCACCCCCUUCAAGCUGGCCGGUGUGGAGGGCAACACUGUGAUGUUCCAGCACCUGAUGCAGCGGCGGAAGCACAUCCAGUGGACUUAUGGGCCUCUGACCUCCACCCUCUACGACCUCACUGAGAUCGACUCAUGGGGAGAAGAACUGUCCCUCUUGGAGCUCAUUGUCACCACCAAGAAGCGUGAGGCACGCCAGAUCCUGGACCAGACACCCGUGAAGGAGCUGGUGAGUCUCAAGUGGAAGCGGUACGGGCGGCCGUACUUCUGUGUGCUGGGCGCCGUCUACCUGCUCUACAUCGUCUGCUUCACCAUGUGCUGCGUCUACCGCCCCCUCAAGCCCAGGACCAGCAACCGCACGGGCCCCCGAGACAACACCCUCCUGCAGCAGAAACUGCUCCAGGAGGCCUACGUAACCACCAAGGAUAACAUCCGCCUGAUUGGGGAGCUGGUGACUGUCUUCGGUGCUGUGAUUAUCCUGGUCCUGGAGAUCCCGGAUAUUUUCAGGGUUGGGGUCACUCGCUUCUUUGGACAGACCAUGCUUGGGGGGCCAUUCCAUAUCCUCAUUGUCACCUACGCCUGCAUGGUGCUGGUCACCAUGGUCAUGAGGCUCACCAAUUCCAACGGGGAGGUGGUGCCCAUGUCCUUCGCCCUGGUACUGGGCUGGUGCAAUGUCAUGUACUUUGCCCGAGGAUUCCAGAUGCUGGGUCCAUUCACCAUCAUGAUCCAGAAGAUGAUCUUUGGAGACCUGAUGCGUUUCUGCUGGCUGAUGGUGGUGGUCAUCCUGGGCUUCGCCUCAGCCUUCUAUAUCCUCUUCCAGACCGAGGACCCUCACGAGCUGGGUCAUUUCUAUGACUACCCCAUGGCUCUGCUCAGCACCUUCGAGCUGUUCCUCACCGUCAUCGAUGGCCCUGCCAACUACGACGUGGACUUGCCUGUCAUGUUCAAUGUUACCUACGCUGCCUUUGCCAUCAUCGCGGCUUUGCUCAUGCUCAACCUCCUCAUUGCUAUGAUGGGCGACACUCACUGGCGGGUGGCCCAUGAGCGGGAUGAGCUGUGGAGGGUUCAGGUAGUGGACACCACGGUGAUGCUGGAACGGAAGCUGCCUCGCUGCCUGUGGCCUCGCUCUGGCAUCUGUGGGCGCGAGUACGGACUGGGAGACCGCUGGUACCUGAGGGUAGAAGACAGGCAGGACCUCAAUCGGCAGCGUGUGCAGCGCUACGCACAGGCCUUCCAAACCCUGGGCUCCGACGACGUGGACGACACCUCGGUGCAGAAGCUGCAGCUGGACCGCCCCUCUGGCCAGCACCUGCCCCUCCCCACACCCUCGGUGUCUCGGAGUACUUCACGGAGCAGCACCAACUGGGAACGGCUGCGGCAGGGGGCCUUCCGGAGGGAGCUGAGGGGCUUGGUUAACAGAGGCUUGGAGGAGGACGGAGACAGUUGGGAGUACCAGAUCUAA
This is a messenger RNA of Chrysochloris asiatica (Cape golden mole), 2385 nucleotides long. It is a transcript of the gene TRPV6, whose product is annotated as transient receptor potential cation channel, subfamily V, member 6. Bases 1 to 2385 code for a protein of 794 amino acids. The record is from RefSeq and is a predicted model, not a curated record. Gene Ontology annotation, biological process: calcium ion import across plasma membrane. Gene Ontology annotation, cellular component: membrane. Gene Ontology annotation, molecular function: protein binding; calcium channel activity. Lineage: Eukaryota; Metazoa; Chordata; Mammalia; Afrosoricida; Chrysochloridae. The transcript has 17 exons.